AUGCUGCCCAUCCUUCUCCUCGCCUUAUUUCUCUUGCAGGCUGUGCUCGCACUUCCAGCUAGCGCCAUCAAUGAGGACUCGUAUGACUUGAGCACCUCAACCCACGCCGUCCGCAACACCCCAGAGGGCAUCUGGCAGCCCCCCCUUGGCAUCGGUUGGGAAAUUGUGCUUCUCUCCCCCCCGACAACCUACGACGAUAAAAUCCCCAUAUAUGACAUUGACUUAUGGGACAACCCAAAGGAGACAGUGGACAAUCGGCACGCCAAACGGCAGAAGGUGGUGUGCUACUUUUCAGCGGGCACCUGGGAGAGCUGGCGCCCCGAUGCCGGCCAAUUCCCGGACGAGGUACUUGGCAAUAAGCUUGGGAGAUGGUCGCGGGGUCGAAAUGUCGAACGAUGGCUGGACAUCCGGGCUGACAUCGUCCGCACUGCGAUGAGUGCUCGUACCGCCAAAGCGCAUGAGCAAGGAUGCGACGCCGUUGACCCGGACAACGUGGAUAUCCACGACAACGACAACGGGUUUCCUCUAACUGCGCAUGAUUCCCUAGAUUACGUCCAGUGGCUUAUUACUGAGUCCCACAGCCGCGGGAUGGCAUUCGGGCUCAAGAACGCGGCCGACCUCCUCCCCUCGCUCAUGGCCAACGUCCAGUUUGCUGUGAACGAGGAGUGCGCGCUGAAGGGGGAUUGUCUCCUCUAUGAGCGUUUCGUCGCCGCCGGGAAACCGGUACUCCAUAUCGAGUACCCCAAGGGCGACGACUCCAACAACGACUCUGUGCCCGUUGAGCAGAUGGCGGCGGCUUGUGCGUUCAUGCGAUCCCACCGUUUCUCCACGCUCAUCAAGAAUAUGGACCUGGAUGAGUGGGUUCAGCAUUGUCAGACCGGAGUAACUCCUGUUCAUACAGGCCAAUAUUUAAACUGA
Aspergillus candidus is the source of this 918-nucleotide messenger RNA. RefSeq names its product endo alpha-1,4 polygalactosaminidase. The coding region runs from base 1 to 918 and encodes 305 amino acids. The record is from RefSeq and is a predicted model, not a curated record. Lineage: Eukaryota; Fungi; Ascomycota; Eurotiomycetes; Eurotiales; Aspergillaceae. The transcript has 3 exons.